Messenger RNA from Fusarium coffeatum, 636 nucleotides. RefSeq lists its product as uncharacterized. NCBI's taxonomy places the organism in Eukaryota, Fungi, Ascomycota, Sordariomycetes, Hypocreales, Nectriaceae. The coding region runs from base 1 to 636 and encodes 211 amino acids. The transcript is spliced from 3 exons. The record is from RefSeq and is a predicted model, not a curated record.
AUGAGCGGCCCUAUUAGCAUCGGCUCCGAGUCCGAAUGGAGCAGCCUCCUCGCAGGCACUAAUGUGGUUAUCGCAGAUUUCUACGCCGACUGGUGCGGCCCUUGCAAGGCGAUUGCGCCCACUUUCGAAGCUCUCGCCAAAGAACACUCAGCCCCGAAGAAGGUUGCUUUCGCCAAGGUCAACGUCGAUAGCCAGUCCGGUAUUGCGCGAGCCCAGAGCGUUUCCGCCAUGCCGACCUUCAAGAUCUUCCACAACGGCACUUGCAUCGAGACUAUCAAGGGCGCCAACCCUCCUGCCCUGACAGCGGCAAUCAAGAAUGCUGUCAAGCUCGGAGGUCCUGCUACUGGCGAUGUGUUUAAGACUCCUGGCAGAACACUAGGCGGUGAUUCGCGAUCGGCUCCGUUGUCGAAGCAGUGGAAUGUGAAGGGUAUCUUUGAUGCUUUAAUAACGUUCUUUGGACUAUACUUUGUUUCUUUGUUUUCGUUUGAUCCCUACAAAUCGGCAGAGAACAGCCCAUUCAACAUCCACCGAAAGCCAGCACCGAGAAGCACUGGUGGCCCCAGCCAAGGGGCUGGAGGUGCUAGAGCUCCUCCACGAUCUUCUUUUAAGACAUUGGCAGAUCUGGGUGGCGAUUAA